Molecule: messenger RNA, 468 nt
Organism: Arxiozyma heterogenica
Lineage: Eukaryota; Fungi; Ascomycota; Saccharomycetes; Saccharomycetales; Saccharomycetaceae
Gene: FIS1
Product: Fis1p
Exons: 1
Coding region: 1-468 (155 amino acids)
Biological process (GO): mitochondrial fission; peroxisome fission; autophagy of mitochondrion
Cellular component (GO): peroxisomal membrane; mitochondrial outer membrane
Molecular function (GO): protein binding
Source: RefSeq, a predicted model, not a curated record
AUGUCUCAUAUCGAUUAUUUACCCACGCUACAAGACGCCAAUGAGUCAUUACUACCCCAACAAUUAGAGAUAUUACGUCAACAGGUGAUUAACGAAGGUGGUGAUGAUGCUACAAUCCAGUCACGGUUUAAUUAUGCAUGGGGCUUAAUCAAAUCAAACUAUCUUAAUAAUGAACGGUUAGGAAUCAAAAUUUUAACAGACAUCUACAAAGAAUCACCAAACAGACGUAGAGAAUGUUUAUACUACUUGACAAUUGGAUGCUAUAAAAUUAAUGAGUUUACCAUGGCCAAACGAUAUGUAGAUACCUUAUAUGAGCAUGAGCCCCAUAAUAAACAAGUUCAAAUAUUGAAACAAAUGGUGGAAGAUAAGAUUCAAAGAGAAACUGUGAAGGGUAUAGCUAUUGGAGCCGGAAUUAUUGCUGGGGUUGCCACCGUAGUCGGGAUAGUAUCGAGAUUAAGGAAAAAAUAA